AUGAUCAUUCUCCCAAAAACCUUGCUCUUGGGGCUCUACGCUCCGCUCCUGAUUUCCGCAUCAGCCAUCCGGUAUGAGCGCCGCUCCGUCCAGCAAGGAUGGUCGUUGAAAUCGAGCAGCUGUCCAAGUGGAACGAAUUCCUGCGGGGGAGGAGCAUGCUGCCCGUCUGGAUUGUAUUGCUUUGCAGCUCAACAUGAUGAGGUAGCUUCAUGCUGUGCUUCUAAUUCCGUCUGCGUCGGCGCCAUCGAGGGAUCCUCCAAAUGCGCUGACUCGAGUUGGUCACUAUGGAAGGGUUUUCAAGGCAAUGGGUUUUGUUGUCAAGUUGGUUUGGUUGGCGUAUUUGAUAGCUCUGGCAACGUUGCCGGAACGUGCGUUGUGUCUGCAUCAGUGGGAAGUUCGACCACUGCUGUCCUCGUGUCGACUGGCACGGGAAGCUCUGUUACGUCUAUUACUACAUCAAAAACCACCACCACCAAGCAUACUAUCACUUCAACAACUACUACUACUACUACCACCACCACCACCACCAUGACCACUAAGUCAACGACUACUUCCACUCCCAGCGCAUCUACUACAGGCCGUGUUGUCUUUGCUCACUACAUGGUCGGGUCGAUGACUGCUGCAGAAGCUGUAACAGACGUAAACGAUGCCAUUGCUGCUGGCUUUGAUGGAUUCGCCCUGAACACGCAUACAAUCAGUUCAAGUGACACCUGGAAUACCGAUGCCUUGAAAUACCUUUUCACAGCUGCCGUCGGAACCAGCUUCAAGCUCUUUAUUUCGUUUGACAUGAGCUGGGGCCUGGAUGUUUCUAAACUCGCAGCGUUCCUCGCCCCUUACGUGGCCCAGGAAGCGUACUAUUUUGUGGACGGCAAGGCGUUCGUCAGCACGUAUACCGGCGGCACGAUCUCCAAUUCAGAGUGGGAGAGUGGGUUUAUCGUUCCUCUCGAACAGACAUACGGCAUCACCCCUUAUUUCGUGCCCAAUUUCGGUGACUUUUCCGGCUAUCCCACUGGCGUGUUUAGUGCCUACCCUAUCCUGUCAGGGGUAUUUACUUGGGAGUCAGCCUGGCCAGCUCCAGGAACAACGCCCACCAAUGUGAGCGCCACUGUGGACGCUCAGGCGUUGGCCGAGGCGCACGCGGCUGGAGCAGUGUAUAUGAUGCCCCUAUCCUCCUUUCAAUUCAAAUAUCUCGGCUCCGGUCAGGAUUGGUACCGCAUCGGUGAAGAUAACUUGCCCCAGCGUAUGGAACAAAUAUUGAACCUGCAGCCCGAUUUUGUCGAAGUAAUCACCUGGAAUGACGCAGGCGAGAGCCACUACGUCGGCGACUUCUGGGCUGAGCAAAUAGAUGGAAGCUCUAUCGGAACGUACGCGGAUGGCUUCGAUCACAAAGGCUGGCUGCAAGUCAUCACCCCAUUCAUUCAAGCAUACAAGGCCGGCGCCACGAAAAUCUCUCAGAUUACGCCUCCGGAUGGGGCUCCUGUUGGUGCGCUUUGGUAUCGCACGCUGCUGACGACCGCGAGCUGCUCGUCUACUAUUUCCAACCACCAAUCUGCCCUUGAUGCCGUGAACUUUGCCGUCAUCCUGCCUUCCGCCGGUUAUACAAUCAAUGUUUAUAGCAACUCGCAGUUGAUUGGCAGCUUCCCUGGUGUCGCUGGUUUGAAUUACAAUAGCGUUUCCGGCCUCAAGGUCGGCAGUGGUCAAUAUAUCCAGGUUUUGGAUAGUGGAAACAAUGUCGUCGCCACUGCAACUGGCACAAAGCCUGUGGCCGCAGAAAGCACGUCUAGCGUUUGCAACUGGAAUUAUGAGGUUGUUGGUUUGUCUUGA
Messenger RNA from Talaromyces marneffei, 1824 nucleotides. RefSeq lists its product as uncharacterized. The record is from RefSeq and is a predicted model, not a curated record. Lineage: Eukaryota; Fungi; Ascomycota; Eurotiomycetes; Eurotiales; Trichocomaceae. Gene Ontology annotation, molecular function: glucan endo-1,3-alpha-glucosidase activity. The transcript has 5 exons. The coding region runs from base 1 to 1824 and encodes 607 amino acids.